UCCACCUUCACUCUGGGGUUUAAUUCUGACCUCUACGAGUUUGUUGUGAUUUUGUGCUUGCGUUGCCCUUCUCUGUAGUGUGGGCUGGGGGUUCCAGUUUGGGAGAAUUUUGUCUGCAGAGUGCAAAGUCACCACUGUGGUCUGUGGGUCAGUGCCCUGCCCAGCGCUGGCCUCUGCCCUGCUGCUGGGUGCCAGGGGGAAAGCUGGGGGGCACUGGGAGGCUUUGCAGUGCUGCCUGCACUGGGGAUGGGAGCGGUUGUGCUUCCCUCCGGGUACUGGGAGCAAGGUGGGGAGUAAAUGAGCUGGUGUGAAAGGCAGUGGGGGGAGGGUUUGUCCCGAGCCAAUGCUGCGUGUUACCAGCUGAGCUGGGGUGUACCUGAUGAGAUAUCGCUGAAUAUGGCUGUACCUCAAAUGGACCAGGCUGAGGAGGAGCACGAACCCACAAAUGCACCCCAGGGGCCGGCUCCUCCCCCUCCCUGGGGCCAGCGCUCCCGCUCCCCUCUCCCACCUCCAAACACUGGCUGGCUGCAGAUCCAGGAGGCAGCUCCUGCCCUGGUGCUGUGCCUGGAAAUAGCCGCCUGGUUUCCUCCUGUGGCGCCGUGGGAGCAGCAGUGACAGGAAGGUCCGGCAGGGAUGGACACAGAGAGGAUUUUCCUGAGGAGAAUUGGAGCAAAGUCCCCGUGCUGAGCGCAGAGCUCAUCGCCCACCUCGCCUGCAGCGUGCUCCUGCUGGGUGUGCCCCAGUGGCCCCUGGCACUGUAAAUAGGGCCGUUGCUUAUCACCGGUUAGCUGUGCUCUGCUGGCUUGCUUUUGGCAGCACCCUUUGCUUUUAGCCCAAGACAACCAAGACUUCUCAGUUCUGAGAUUUCAUUGAGCUCCUGACCGGCCCUGGGCAGCCCCAGUCCCUUCCUGUAGAGCACAGAGGGGCAGCGGCACUGCUGCCUCUGGGGCCCGGUGCUUCCUCGCAUCGUUUGGACAUGAGAUCACAUUUGGAAGUGGUUUUGGACUCCUCCCGUGAUGGUGGAAAUUUUGCGCAUGGUUGCUGGUAAUUUGGAUGGCCACGGGGACGCCUCCGUGUCCAUGGGGCCACUUGCAAGUGGCAGCCUCGUGUCCCCGCUGCCACAUCCCUGCAGUGACAUGUGUGGGUGCCUGUGCCAGGCUGUGACAUGCACGAGUGCCUGCGUCCCGCUCCCAGAGGUGUGUUCCAUGUGGAUCUGUGCUUCGGUCCUGCUCAGAUGAGGGGGUCUCGCAGCGCAUUCCUUAUUUGUGCCAAAAGCACCGAAUGAAGAGAGUGCAGUGACACAGAAUGUGCUUGCUUCUCAUUACGGAGGCCAAUCCCAUGUCAACCAAAGCUGCUUACCCCGAGCGAGCUGUGCCCUGGGCUGCAGCCUGUGGGGCUGGGUGAGCGCUGCCUGCAGGGAUGGAGGGAGGCACGGGGCAAAGCCAAGUGUCGUGGGCUGAGGGAGCACAACCUGGAUCUGGAGCGUAUUCGGCAAUUAGGUCUAUGUAUCUUGAACUCCUCUUCUUGUCCCCGAACCAUUCUUUUUCCAAAGCUUUUGGUCCUCUUUGAUGUCUCAGUGGCAUCAGCCCUCGCCUUCAGUUCUGCCAGCUCUCCCAUGGGAUGUGGUUCUCACAGGAGAAGGCUGAACCAUUCCGCGCUCAUGCCAGGCUGUCUGCACACGUGUGGCUGAGGAGAGCUGCCACGGCUCCAGGGGUAACGUGGCUGAGCAGUGCCCGACGGGAACUUGGUGGCACUGCUACCACCACUCCUGCCCUGCUGGCUGACUGCAGGGAGCAGCGCACGUGAGCACCCUGCGUGACCCAAAGCACCUUCUGUGUCCAAUGCAAUGGCACGCCGCAGCCGCUGUCUGCCUGUGCCAGGAGUGGUGACGGUGGCACCACUGCCAGCAUCUCGCGGCCACUCUGCAGGGACAGAACCGCCCCUGAGCCGCUGCCGGUGAGUCACGGCGUGGGAGGGCUGUGCAGUGCUGCUGAGAGCUCGAAACAGUUAAGCAGCAUCCGCGUGUGUGUGUGUGUGCGUGCGCUAUUGCUUUUGCCUCUCCUUAGCUCUCCCCCUGCUGCUCCCACCGCUGCUCCUUGGAGCUGAGCCCUUUGCCCAGCUGUAGGUGCCCCGUUUGUUCCCAGAGAGAACUGGGAUGGAUCUCUGGGCUGGCUGUGCCAGGGGCCGGUUUCAGCAGCGGGGUGCGUAGGCCUGCAUGGAACACGUUGGACCUCCAGCUGCCUGCCUGCGGGGGGGCUGCGGCCAGGAGCCCCCACACUGCCCCGUGACAGUGCCCGGCGUGGCCGCUGGCCAUGCUGCUGCUCCUCGCUGCUCCUCGGCCGCCGUUCCCGAUGGACAAAGCCAGGACUGACCGCUGCUGCCGUGAAAUUGAAGCCAAGAAGGCUUGCGACUGGCUGCGAGCGGCGGGAUUCCCGCAGUAUGCCCAGCUUUACGAAGACUCGUUGUUCCCUCUUGACAUUGGCGCUGUGAAGAAAGACCAUAGUUUCCUGGACCAGGAUUCUCUCAAAUCUCUCUGCAGGAGGCUGAUGACCCUGAACACAUGUGCCUCCAUGAAGCUGGAAGUCCACUUUCAGCGUAAACAGAAUGAAGACUCUGAGGAGGAGGACCUGUGCGCCAUCAGUAACCGGUGGGCUUUCCAGCGGGACAGCAAGAGGUGGUCCCGGGUGGGCUCCGCCGACGUCCUCUCCCAGGCCUCCGAGGUCCCCACCUCCAGCAUGCGGCAGGCGUCCAGCCACGAGAGCGUCCUCACUGACCUCAGCACCAACCCGGAGGCUGUGUCCCUGCGCAGCAGUGCCAGCAUGGGCAGCACACUCGGUGUUGCGGCCACGCCACCCGACCUGUCCCCCGGCCACCGCGCUGCCGUCACCCAGCCCACCUGCAGCCCCAGCAGCUGCUCCUUGGCCGAGCAGCCCUUGAACCACAGUGAAGGUUGUAAGGAGAAGCCAAAGAAGCGGAGGUCUCGCAGCUUCCUGAAGAGGAUUGAAUCGCUCCGAAGGAAGGACAAAGAGAAAGCCGGCCCAGAUGAGAAGGAUGUUCCAAGCAGCGGUGUCAUGGCCAAUCCAGGCUGGGACUGUGCAAAGAAUAAUGGGGACCUCACAGCCACCAAGGCCAGCUCCCCAAAAAGAGGAGUAUCUGCCUCUUUCCAUGGCAAAAAACACUUCUUCUCAGUGUCAUACAGGACUAACCGCUUGUUGGGCUCAGGCAGAGGCAAGGUGAGCUCCGACCCGAAACGCAGCGUGCUCUACCCGGCGGCCUGUCAGCCAGCCACAGAGCCCAGUGGUGACUGGGCUGCAGGGCAGUGCCAGCACCGGCAGGCGUGCCGCGGGGACUGCCUGGUGUAUGUUCCCAGGGACCACAAGCCGGGCACCUUCCCCAAAUCCCUCUCCAUUGAGAGCUUGUGCCCUGUGGGCAGCAGCUCCUUGACCAGCUGGAAGCCGGGGGCCAAGCCCGUGGGGCUGCUGGGGGGCUGUGGCAGCAGCAGCAGCGUGGAGGGCUCGUCCCCCCCGCAGGGCUUCGCCUGCCGCCGCCGUGGCUCCUGCAGCUCCCUGGGCAGCCGGGUGAGCGUGUACGACAACGUGCCCGAGUUUGGCAGCAGUGAGGAUCUCUGCAAGGGAGAUGAGGAGGUGACCUACGAGAACCUGGACGAUAUCCUGCAGCAUAUGUGGGGGCUGCAGCAGAAAGUGGAGCUCUGGUAUAAAGCCAUCUCCCCCGAGCUGGUGGGGGAAGAAGGGGGCGAGGAGGAGGAGGAGGAGGAGGAAGAGGAGACAGACUCGGGAGGGGAGCCCACCUUCCCCUCCAACCUGCACCUUGAGGAGCGCUCCAUGUCUGAUGUCGGCACCUCUGCCAGUGACUUUGACAGCACGGGCAACUCCCUCAACGAGGCCGAAGAGCUGGAGAUGCGGGAGCGCCGCGAUUCGGGCGUGGGAGCGUCCCUCACCCGGCCCUGCAGAAAGCUGCGUUGGCACAGCUUCCAGAACUCCCACCGGCCCAGCCUGAACUCAGCCUCGCUGGAGAUCAACCGCCAGUCCUCUGCCCAGCUCAACCUGCUGCAGAAAUGCUCCCUGCUGCGGCUCACAGCCAUCAUGGAGAAGUACUCUGUGCCCCACAAGCAAGCCUGGACGUGGACCGUGCCCAAGUUCAUGAAGCGGAGCAAAGUCCCCGACUACAGGGACAAGGCAGUCUUUGGGGUGCCACCCAUCAUCAACGUGCAGAGGACGGGGCAGCCGCUGCCGCAGAGCAUCCAGCAGGCGAUGCGCUACAUCCGCAGCCAGUGCUUGGACCAGGUUGGCAUUUUCCGUAAAUCAGGGGUGAAGUCUCGGAUCCAGGCUCUCCGGCACAUGAACGAAACCAGCCCUGACAACGUUAACUACAAGGGGCAGUCGGCGUAUGACGUGGCUGACCUGCUGAAGCAAUAUUUCCGCGACCUGCCGGAGCCCAUCUUCACCAGCAAGCUCACCGACACCUUCCUGCAGAUCUAUCAGUUUGUGCCAAAGGAGCAGCAGCUGCAGGCGGUGCAGGCUGCCGUCAUCCUGAUGCCGGAUGAGAACCGUGAGGUGCUGCAGACCCUGCUCUACUUCCUGAGCGACAUUGCCUCUGCCGAGGAGAACCAGAUGACUGCCGGAAACCUGGCCGUGUGCCUGGCCCCCUCGCUCUUCCACCUCAACGUGUCCAAGAAGGAGAGCACCUCGCCGAGGGUGAUGCACAGGAGGGGCACUAUGGGGAAACCUGACCAGAAGGACCUGAAUGAGAACAUGGCUGCAACACAGGGGCUCUCCCACAUGAUCACCGACUGCAAGAAGCUCUUCCAGGUCUCCCACGACAUCUUACUCCAGUUGAGCAGCUCUUACAUGGCAGCAGAUGCUUACCCCCAUCCCCUGACUGAAUUUGUGUGUCAAGGGGAAAGCAAGGAUUUACACUCCUACUUUGAGCAGAGUGUCCGGAACCUGCUCAAAGAGUCAUCGGAGAAAUUCAAGGGAUGGCUGAGCACCCCAGGGCCCCUCAACACAGAGCUCUCCUGCAAAAAGCAGGUUGGGGACGGGCACCCCCUGCGCUUGUGGAAGGUCUCUACAGAGGUCGAAGCCCCUCCAUCCACCGUGCUGCAGCGGGUGCUGCGGGAACGUCACCUCUGGGAUGAGGACCUGCUUCAGAGCAAAGUGGUGGAGGCUCUGGACAAGGACGUGGAGGUGUAUCACUACGUGACGGACAGCAUGGCACCCCACCCGCGCAGGGACUGCGUGGUGCUCAGGUGCUGGCGCACAGACCUGCCCCGAGGAGCCUGCCUGCUCAUCUCCAUCUCGGUGGAGCACGACAAGCUGCAGGUGGAGGGAGGUGUUAAAGCCGUGGUGCUGACCUCGCAGUAUCUCAUCGAGCCCAGCGGCAUGGGACGCUCCAAAGUGACGCACAUCUGCAGGGCUGACCUCAGGGGCCGAUCACCAGAGUGGUACAACAAAGUCUUUGGGCACCUCUGUGCCAUGGAGCUCGUGAGGAUCCGAGAUUCUUUCCCAGCACUGAGUCCAAAUGGCCCUGAGACGAAGAUCUGAGGAGCAGGGAAGACGCUGCAUCCCGCUGGACCGCAGACUUGCUGCCAGUGGGGCUGAGACACUCAGAGGGGAGUGAGAAGCCAGCACGCCACUAGGACAGGCACAUAUUUAUAUGCUUCCUUCUAACCUGGCCCUGGCACCCCCUGGAGAGCCACGGGCUGCCCCAGCUGCACAUGGCCUUUCUCUGCUCCCACUGCAGUGCCAUUUGCCACCAGCCUUAGAAGGGCAGUGGCAGCCAGCCCCUCCAUGCCUGCUGCUGCUCAGCUGCCCUGUUCCAUGCGUGCUGCAGGGCUGGCUGCCUGCAGUGGUGGAGCUGUGCCCCAAGGGGCUCUGCAGGAGAGAUGGACAAGCAGCACCUUACUUGCCCCUGGGAAGGAGAGGGGGCUUUGGGGUGAUGCCUAGUGGUCCAGGGUGAGCUGGACCAGGAGCUGCCCCAGGUGAGGGUGGGCGGAGCGAAGCAUGAGGCAGCAGAGGUGCAGGAGCUGAGGGGGCAGCGUGGUGUGUCAGGAGAUGAGGACUGGGUGGCAAGGGGAGGAGUGUGCAUGUACGGUGUCACCCAGUGUAGGGACAGGCAGGGCGUUGGGCUGGGAACCUGUUUGCUGAAGGAUGUGCUUACUGGAGGAGGGGACUACACACAGAUUUCUAUAGAUCCAUUUACCGACAGCCAUUGUCAAGUGGCAGAAAGAAUCUAUUGCUAUUACCUUUGGUGCUAAAUUUCACAGGAGACAAUGGAAAAAGCUGUCUGAUCCAAUGCCUUGGUCUUAGUCAACUGAAAGACUGUGUUUCAGGGGGGGCUGGAUGGACGCGCUUCCAAGCCAGGUGCCAUCCUUCCAAACCAGUGUCAGGCAUUGGGAGGGGGGGCAGGACAAGGCUGGAAACCCAGAGCAGCUGCAGAGAAGCUAAGGAAGGGGGCAGUGAUAUAGGGGGGGCUGGGGCAAUGGUGCAAGGAGGGUGGAAGCGGGGAAGAGGGAUGUGCCCAGUGCUGGAGGGACUCGGUGCACCCCUACCAGAGAUGGGUGAGGGGCACAGCAUCCCCACCACUGUGGGCUGUGACAUGUGCUGAGGCAGAUAGCUUUGGCCAAGGCAGUGUGAGUGCACCGCAGGGCUGUGCUCGGUUGGGCUGACCACACAGCAUCUGCUUCCACUAAAGCAAGCAAAUGGUGACAACCCAACUGCUAGGGCCAGGCUUAGUACACCUCCUGUGCACUGCAGUAAAGAGGCAUGGUGGAGGGGAGACUUGCCCUGGAUUCACGCCUCUCUGGGCAACUGCAGGCAGCAGAGCUCAUGGCCCACUGGUGUGCAGAGCUGCCCCUGCACGGAGCUCGGCUCCCCCUUCCCAGCCCUUCCCUCUGUCUGCAGCACCCAGAACUGACCUGGUUUCUCCUUUAGGCAGGGACCCAAGUUACUUGACGUCGUUCCAACUGGAAGGCAACACGACCCACGGGCGGGAGCAAUUCCCAGUGCCAGUUUUGCCGUAACAAAUCAUGUCUGUCUCUUUUGGUUAAAAAAGAAAAAAAAAAAACGACCCAGCCUAUAUUCUGUUUUUAUAUAUAUAUAUUUUAUAUAUAUAUAAAAAAUAUAACUUCUUGAGGGAGUGAUUUUUCUCCUAAUAUUUUUUUAAACAUUUCUUUUUUUUUCUAUAUAAAUACUUGUACAGUUGGAAUAUUAAUAUAUAACUGCGGUGGUAGAGCUCAGCGCCAGGUGAUGUUCACUCAGAAGAUGUGUAUUUUGUAUUUAAGGGGCUAUUUCUUGUUUUGUAUCAUAGGCAAUGCAACAGAUUGUUUGACUUGGAUCGGGGCUGCUCUUCCUAUCCGUGUGAUUAAUAAAGUACUAACGAUA
Numida meleagris (helmeted guineafowl) is the source of this 7400-nucleotide messenger RNA. It is a transcript of the gene STARD8, whose product is annotated as StAR related lipid transfer domain containing 8. The record is from RefSeq and is a predicted model, not a curated record. NCBI's taxonomy places the organism in Eukaryota, Metazoa, Chordata, Aves, Galliformes, Numididae. Gene Ontology annotation, biological process: signal transduction; actin cytoskeleton organization; regulation of Rho protein signal transduction. The coding region runs from base 2313 to 5561 and encodes 1082 amino acids. The transcript is spliced from 14 exons. Gene Ontology annotation, molecular function: GTPase activator activity; lipid binding.